AUUUCAGUUGUUGUGGGCACAGUUGAAUUAGUUUAAGGCUGUUUAGCAUUCAGUCACAUCACAAAGAGACAGCACAGCUGAUAAGUUUGAACAGCUGAAGCCAACAUGCAUCUGCUUGAGAAAAGAAAAGUUUUUACCCUCUUCCUCUGGUAUCUCAAGUGUAUCAGCACAGCCGGCGUCAAGAAUUCUGUUCAAAGCAAAGCAGUCAUUAUAGGAGAGGAUGCCACAUUGUUUUGUGAUCUGACUGCGACGGAAGAGAAUGUAGGUCGUGUUGUUUGGCGGAGACAGACAAGCGAAAACCACCAACCAGAAACUUUCUUUAUUAUUCACAAAGACGGUCAAACUGAACACCGUGAUGUACGGGAUAAUGUGAGAUUUGUUGGGAAUCUUUUGGAGAAUAAUGGAUCGAUUCAGCUGAUGGGAUUGAAGCUUGUGGAUGAUGGAAUUUACACGUGCAUUUUGACCACAGUUAAUGAGCAACAAGCCCAGAAAAGCAUCAGCGUGACGGUACUUGUUCCUCCUGUGGCGAGUGUGACGGGAAGGACUCAUAUUUCUGGAGCUUUCAGUGUUAAUCUGGCUUCAUGUGUGGCUUCAGGAGCGCGGCCGGCAGCUCGGGUGUUUUGGAAAUUAGGAGCUCUGAAAAACUCGUUGAACACACAAACCAGCUUCACCAAGUACCCAGACGGCUCCUUCACGGUCCAGUCCGACAUAUAUGGUGCGCCAUCCAAACAUUUAGACCAGAGGAAGAUCCAGUGUGUGGUCCAGCACAUCACACUCACAGAGGACCUGGAGUUAGACUACCAGAUCAAUGUCCACUAUCCUCCAGAUCUGGUUGUUAUCCGUCCUGAUGAUUCAGAUAACCCAACAGAGGCUGAAGAAUAUCAUUGUGAAGUGGAGUGUAACCCAACACCAACCUACAUCUGGAACCAAAUGAAUGAAAGUGAGGGAAGAGCUCCUCAUUAUGAAGGCAACAAGCUUUUCCUGCCAAAAUCGUCCUCUGAUUGGAAUGGUGUUUACAUCUGUACAGCAUCAAACCAGUACGGAAGUGCUUCAGGAAGUGUCCUCCAUGUCAAUCACACUGGAUUCAGUGUUUUCUGCUGGAGUUACUUUGCUGUCAUCUUCAUUAUAGUCCUCUGCAUUUCUGUGGUCUUCAAAUGUUCAAGUGGGAGAAGCCUGAAAAUUCCACACCCACCCAGGCCAUCUUUUGAAAAAUGAACACUGGUCAUCUUUUGGGAAUGAACAAUGGCCAUCUUAUGGAAAACUAAUCACUGGCUGAGAGUUUGGCAAAUGUAAGAGUGUAAACAUUGAAACUCUUCACAGUAUGUCCAACAUUCCCUGUUGUAUUCUCUCUUUGCUGAUGAAGAUGUUGUCCGGUUUCUGCUUCCCCCUGUCAUGUUUUCCAUGUGCUUUUCUUUGUACCAUGUAAUUCCUUUGUUCAGAUUUCUCGCUGUUUACAGUAGUAGUGUUUAUUAAUUCCACCUGUGUUUCGCCCCUGUUUGCUAUUAAGUUCAUCAUGUCCUGUGUUUUUAGAGCAUUUUCGGCAAAUGUCAAGUUUCAUAGCAUUGUUCGUUGACAAUGAUUUUUGCUAAAGUGCCCUCUUGUGGUUCUUACUAUGGUCUUUCUGCAGACAAAUUGUGUUCACUUAGUUUUAUAUGAUCAUCAGCUCCCAUCAAAAAAUAUAUAUAUAUAUAACUUAAAGCACAUGCAAUAAAUGCAUCUGCCUGUGUCUUAAAUCAAAAUGCAGUUUAUGUGGCAGAUAACAUCCCCAUAAUAUUAUAUUUACCAUUAUAUUAUUGGUAAAUAUCUUUUUCUGUGGGAACAUAAAUGGUUUGCUUGCGUAUACUUUUUUCUGUAAAAACUACACAUUAAAAAAUAUACCACAAGUCAAAAAGAAACAGCUCAAUCAAAAU
Molecule: messenger RNA, 1910 nt
Organism: Danio aesculapii
Lineage: Eukaryota; Metazoa; Chordata; Actinopteri; Cypriniformes; Danionidae
Exons: 6
Coding region: 106-1215 (369 amino acids)
Biological process (GO): homophilic cell-cell adhesion; heterophilic cell-cell adhesion
Cellular component (GO): adherens junction
Source: RefSeq, a predicted model, not a curated record